Molecule: messenger RNA, 165 nt
Organism: Colletotrichum lupini
Lineage: Eukaryota; Fungi; Ascomycota; Sordariomycetes; Glomerellales; Glomerellaceae
Exons: 1
Source: RefSeq, a predicted model, not a curated record
ACGCUUAAUACGUUAAUAACGGGUAUUACGAGGAUUAGUUUCGGCCUAAGUAAGGAAAUCGUCGCCCUAAGUAUAGUAAAAGUAAAGACGCACUUCGGAACGAUAACUUUUUAUAUUUUACCUAUUAAUACCCCAUUUCUCUUAUAUCUAAAAGAUAUAGAUUAA